AUCUCUUCUUCUUCUUCUUCUUCUUCUUUCAAUCAUGGGUAUGGCCGGAGAUGCUCAGUUUCAUGUCUUGGCGGUUGAUGACAGCAUCAUCGACCGAAAGUUGAUUGAGACUCUCCUCAAAACUUCUUCAUUUCAAGUUACUGCAGUAGAUUCAGGAAGUAAGGCUUUGGAGUUUCUGGGUUUGGAUCAUGAAGAUGAACAAAAUCAUCUUCACAACUUGGAAGUAAAUAUGAUCAUUACUGAUUACUCUAUGCCUGGAAUGACUGGUUAUGAUCUUCUUAGAAAGAUCAAGAAAUCUAAAUAUCUUAAAGAUGUACCGGUUGUCAUCAUGUCCUCAGAGAAUGUUCCAUCAAGAAUCAACAGAUGCUUGGAGGAAGGGGCAGAAGAAUUCUUUUUGAAACCAGUUCAGUUAUCAGAUGUGAAAAAGCUUAAACCCCAUUUAUUGAAGGGUAAAGCUAAGAAAAUCCAACACAACAUUAACAAGAGAAAAGCCAGCACAAAAGAAAACCAAUCACCCAACAAAUUAGCAAGAAAAACACUUGAUAUUUUGGAAGUGAUCUAAGAUGUUUUUACAAGGUUUACAAUAUUCUGUGUUUUGCCACCAGUGGGAUCAAAGAUUUUCUUCUGAAUGCUAGAUCCCUAAAGGCAUCAAUUGGCUAUAUUUGAGGCCAAAAAGAUCUUAACAAGAAGGGGAAGCGGGUUUUUGCAAAGGGCUAUCUGCUAUAGUCUUAUUCCGGAAAUGAAGAUUGAAAUCAACUCGAAUCACUUUCGGUUUCAACCAGUUGGCGAAGUUGUUGACGACGAUAAGUUUUUCGAUCAUACGGCUAAUUCGGCCUUUGCUUCCUGAUGUUUUUCGGUUCCGGCUUAUAAGUUGUCGCAGACCGCGUGACGUUUGGUUCAGGAUUAAAAUUAUGGGAUUAAAAUUAUUUUUGAUUUAAAUGUAUUUUUUUUGAGAAAAAACACUUUAAUGAAUUGUGAAUCAUGAUUUAAAUCAUGUAUGAAUCUCUUCAUCAAACGUUUCUGAUUUGGAUUCAGAAGUCGGAAUCUCUGGUUUUCAAAAGCCUUUUGUUAGCAAGGCAAUGAGUUGCAAUAUGAGAUGUAUAGCUCUACAAAGAGUGUUGAGCCAAAGACAAAGUCACUACUCUUUCAUGGCAGUUUUUUGAUUUGGAGGAUCCAAAUAAAAAUCAAUUUUUUACUGUUGUUUUUAGCUGCAACAACGAUGAGAAAGAUUUUUUUUUUCUCUCUCUUAUGAUGUGUUAGAUAAUGAGAAAUA
Molecule: messenger RNA, 1273 nt
Organism: Morus notabilis
Lineage: Eukaryota; Viridiplantae; Streptophyta; Magnoliopsida; Rosales; Moraceae
Product: two-component response regulator ORR9
Exons: 3
Coding region: 35-562 (175 amino acids)
Biological process (GO): phosphorelay signal transduction system; cytokinin-activated signaling pathway
Source: RefSeq, a predicted model, not a curated record